UGGUUCAGACGCGCACGGCUGCACCGGCUGGUCUCGCGUAUAAAAGCAGCCGCCCGCGGCCCCGACGACGGACGCCGCAGCCCGCAUCGUGCGCAGCACACAGCACAGCAGCAAACAUGGCCUCGGCACCCUGCUCUCCGUCCCCCGCCGCCGCCGUUGCCAGAGGGCCGAGAUCUGCCGCCGUUCCCGGCAACAGCAAGAAGCUGACGUGCCUCUGCUCGCCGACGAACCACCCGGGGUCCUUCCGCUGCAGCCGCCACCGGAACGGGCCGGCCGCGCCGAGCGGCGGCGAGGCGGGGCCGGGGCCCAGGGGCAGGGCGACGAAGGGCCGGUCCGUGCGCGCACUGCUGCUGCAGAGGAUCAGCUGCCCGUCCGACCGCGACCGGCAGCGCCAGCGCCGGCGGAGCAGAGACUUCCAGCCGCGCCCCUCCCGGCUGCGCCUCAUGAACAUGUGACGCCGCCGCCGCCGUGCGCGGCUCGCCUGCUGCGCUACUAGUAGGUUCUCCGGCGAGGGAUGAUCGUGCGCCAAUAUUUCGCGCGCACGCAUCGACACUAGACAGCAAUAAAGAAAAAAAAAGCUAGUGCUGUAUUGGAAUAGUGUGUAAUCGCGAGGAUGACGUGAAGAUUCCUCCAUGUGCACCGUACUCUGUACUCCUUGUUCUUUUAGAGAGGAAUCCAUGGAGUAGCUGAUGAUGUAUCUACUCGCUGUUCUUGGUCUGUGAUUUAGAAUUGAGAUCGCCAUAAUUUUCAUUAAUAUUUUUCAAA
Molecule: messenger RNA, 765 nt
Organism: Panicum hallii
Lineage: Eukaryota; Viridiplantae; Streptophyta; Magnoliopsida; Poales; Poaceae
Exons: 1
Coding region: 117-455 (112 amino acids)
Source: RefSeq, a predicted model, not a curated record